AUGCUUCUUGUGGUACCCGUUCUAUGCUACGCUCUCUUGGCUGCUGCUGCAGAUCCCGAGGUCCAACUGGGCAACACGACGCUCAUUGGGAGGGAUGUUGCAGGGCUGGAGCAAGAAUUCUUUGGAGGUAUUCCCUAUGCUGAAUCUCCAGUUGGAGCCUUGCGUUUGCAGCAUCCUGUAUUGAAAACCACUAUCGACACCGAUGAAUUCGAUGCUCAAAAUUUUGGACUAGCCUGUUUUCAACGCAACGUUUCAAUCGAUGAGAUCUCGGAGGAUUGUUUGACUAUUAACAUAGUUCGGCCGAAGGGAGCGUCUUCUGAGGAUCCCUUGCCCGUUAUGUUCUGGACCUACGGAGGCGCUUUCUACGGAGGUGCUUCGUCAUCCUUCAAUGGAAGCAAUAUUGUUGCCCAGAGUGUUGCCAGAGGCACUCCCAUCAUCUAUGUGAACUUCAAUUAUCGGCUGGGGCCAUUGGGCUUCCCUCAAGGACAGGAGGCCGACGACAGAGGACAACUCAACCUCGGAAUCAGAGAUCAACUAACUGCCCUGCAAUGGGUUCAAGAGAAUAUUGGCGUGUUCGGUGGUGACAAAACCAAGGUUACGAUCUUUGGAGAAAGUGCUGGAGCAAUGCUGACGAAUCUUCUGCUUCUAAAUGCGUCGAUUUCUGACUUCGCCAGGGCUGCGGUAAGAGCACAAUCGCUUGACAGAAGUUACCAUUCUGACUCAUUGGCUAGAUCAUGGAAAUCCAACUGGCAGUAUUUCGUAGGAGGGACACCCGGCUGCGAAUCUGUCGCUGACACGAAUAAUACUUUUGACUGCUUGCAGGCAGCGAAUUCGUCUGCUAUAUAUCAAGGAUUUUUGGAGGCGUAUGAGCUGGCCAUAGAAGAUAUAGCUUUUUAUCCUGUGCUGGACGGUCCCUCGGGUACUACUCUUCCCGAUCUCCCCACACGCCUCUGGGCGAAGGGACAGUUUGCUACGAUUCCGUUCAUAUCGGGCACGAAUCUAGAUGAAGGGACUCUCGGCCUGUCGACAAGUAUCAAUUUCACCGAUGACGCCAUCAAGGAUUUCAUACAGACCACCUACUCUGCGUUCCCACCUUACCUCUCUGAUGAGAUCUUGGACCAGCUUCUCGAGCUGUACCCUGAUGAUCCAUCCUUGGGUGCGCCGUAUGGCACCGGAAAUGAAACUUUUGGGUUGUCUCCAGGCUGGAAGAGAGUGGCAUCCAUGACUGGGGACUUGACCUUUGACGCUCAACGUCGGACAUGGACACAGACUGCUGCCGAAGCGGGCGUGAAAGCAUACGGAUACCAAUUCACGCAGAAUUCGUCGUCGUACUCGGCCGAAUUGGGAGUUCCACAUGCAUCCGAGAUAGACUUCGUCUACGGAAAACUCAAUUCUUCGAGCGAGCCUGCUUCGUCAAUGCUGUUGAGUGAAAUGAUGAUAGAUUAUUGGGUUUCCUUCGCUACGAGCUUGGAUCCCAAUGAUGGUUUAGGGACGUCUCGUCCUUCCUGGCCGCAGUACACGCCGGAGAAUGAGGUGCUCUUACAACUGAAUGGCGACAAUAUGACGGUCAUUCCGGAUGAUUAUCGGAAGGAGCAGAUCGAGUUCCUUCGAGAUAACGCUGAUGCUUUCCACCGGUAA
Desarmillaria tabescens is the source of this 1638-nucleotide messenger RNA. RefSeq names its product extracellular triacylglycerol lipase precursor. Lineage: Eukaryota; Fungi; Basidiomycota; Agaricomycetes; Agaricales; Physalacriaceae. The record is from RefSeq and is a predicted model, not a curated record. The transcript has 12 exons. Bases 1 to 1638 code for a protein of 545 amino acids.